Ailuropoda melanoleuca (giant panda) is the source of this 4460-nucleotide messenger RNA. RefSeq names its product ChaC glutathione specific gamma-glutamylcyclotransferase 1 (gene CHAC1). Gene Ontology annotation, cellular component: cytoplasm. The transcript is spliced from 3 exons. The record is from RefSeq and is a predicted model, not a curated record. Lineage: Eukaryota; Metazoa; Chordata; Mammalia; Carnivora; Ursidae. Gene Ontology annotation, molecular function: glutathione specific gamma-glutamylcyclotransferase activity. Bases 18 to 899 code for a protein of 293 amino acids. Gene Ontology annotation, biological process: glutathione catabolic process.
CCCAAUCACCGCGGCAUAUGGAGCGGUGGACGGGGACCUUCCCGGCCGGAGGGUUUAAAAGGCGCCUCCGCCAGGGCCGCACAGCUGGAGCGACCGAGCGGUGCCAGGCCAGGUGUGCGCGUCCGUCGGUCCUUCCGUGCCCGCGCCGGAGACCAGUCUCGGAGGCCGCCGGGCCCGUCCCUGUGCCCGGCACCAUGAAGCAGGAGUCCACAGCCCAGAACACCCCGCCCGCCUCGCUGCCCCUCUCACCGGCCCCCUCGCCACCCCCCUCGCCACCCCUCUCGUCACACGCGCAGCAUCCCCGGGAUGGCGGCGAUCCCCAAGCGCUGUGGAUUUUCGGGUACGGAUCCCUGGUGUGGAGGCCCGACUUCGCCUACAGCGACAGCCGUGUGGGCUUCGUGCGCGGUUACAGCCGCCGCUUCUGGCAGGGAGACACCUUCCAUCGGGGCAGCGACAAGAUGCCUGGCCGGGUCGUGACCCUCCUUGAAGAUCGUGAGGGCUGCACUUGGGGUGUGGCAUACCAGGUUCGAGGAGAGCAGGUGAGCGAGGCCCUGAAGUACCUGAACGUGCGGGAAGCGGUGCUUGGCGGCUAUGAUACCAAGGAAGUCACCUUCUACCCCCAAGAUACCCCUGACCAACCACUCAAGGCACUGGCUUAUGUGGCCACCCCCCAGAAUCCUGGUUACCUGGGCCCUGCGCCUGAGGAGGCCAUUGCAACACAGAUCCUGGCCUGCCGAGGCUUCUCUGGCCACAACCUCGAGUACUUGUUGCGCCUGGCGGACUUCAUGCAGCUCUGUGGGCCCCAGGCACAGGACGAGCACCUGGCAGCCAUUGUGGACGCUGUGGGCACCAUGCUGCCCUGCUUCUGCCCCACCGAGCAGGCUUUGGCACUGGUCUGAGGGGCUGAGCCCCUGCAGGGAGUGUCCACGUAGACAUGGGGCCAGGUCCCCACUCCUGUGCCCACAGUGGACUUGAUACAACUGGAGCCCGCUGAAAGGACUUGGUGGGGGGCUGGGAGCUUCUCUCCCUAAGUCUCUGCCUGUCCCACCAGCUUCCAGCUCUCCUGCCUGACGCUGACUUAUUACUUGAAACUAUUUAUUGCACCAUGUUGGUGUGGUGGGCAGGGUGGGGGGCCUGCCCUGGACAUAGGGGCCCUGCUGAGCGGUGCCCCACCUCAGGCACCUGGUGCCUGACCCGAUUCCCCCCAGUGCUGCUACUAACCCCAUACCACCCAGGCCUCUGUCUCCCCACCCCCAGACCAACCACUCUUCAGCCCUGGAAAUAGACCAUAUGUGAAAAGUCCCAGCCUGCUGAGAAGGGACAGGAGGGAGUGAGGAGAAGGGAGCCUUAUGAGAACUGAGGCACCUGUGGGUCCUGCUCACCAACCCCCACCCCCCAGGUUCCCAGGGCAGAACUGGAUCUGGAGCCCGGGCACAGCUGCUGAGGCUGGGCCUGAGCCUCUUAGCCAUUUGGCUGUUUCCCUGUCUGUCUGUCUGUCUCUCUGUUUGCUUGUCUGUCUUUCGGUCUGUUCCUGGGAAGCUCAUCACUAUGGGCCCUGGUACCUUCCCAGUCUGUCCCAUACUGUUAAUCCAUAAACUGAUCUCUUACUAUCUGUGUUGUGCUAGAAUGUGGUUCUUUCUUCAGAUGGGCUGUUGGGGCAAGUGACGUGGUGAAGCCUUGGAAGGCACGUGGGAGGGGCAAGGGCUCCCUCUUUCUCUCCAUCCCUCUCGCAGGGAGGGGGCAGCCGAGCAGGCAGGGCUGCCAGCCGGGCUGCACCACUCCACGGGCACCUUUCCCGUCUUAGUGCAGGCAAAAAAUGCUCCGAGGUAUGCAGAAUUCGCCUGUGUGGCUCUACUUGGCAGCCCCAUCCGCAGUGUACUUACCACAGACCUGGUACUCUACGUCUCCUCUCAGCUGUCCCCAGGAGGCUGGCAGGCUUGGAGGUCAGACCAGGUCUUCCUCUAGCCGCCGCCUCUUGCUGACCUGUGAGAGGAGACCCCUGGCUUCCUGCUCAAGGAGCAUGUGGGUUAGAGGACGGUGGUGAUGACUUCAACAAUGCUGACAGCAGAGACAUGUGGCCUUUUGGAGGGCCUUUUGAUUUUGAGGCCAAGAGUGGCCUUUUGAUUUUGAGAUUCAGGUGCUUGCUAACUGUUGCCUUCUGGGGCUGUGGUGUCGGCUGUGCCUUCUCGGUUAACCUCACCUGCCAGGACUCUUGUUCACUAUGGAAUGAAUUGCCAGGGUGCCCUCCGGGCUACUAGUUUACUCUCUGCCUGCCCCUGGCUGCUGCUCCCCCAAACCCCCACCCCCAUCCCCAAGUGCAAAGCCCAGCCCCCAGCAUCUCAGAAUGGCCCCUCAGUGGGCUCAGCUGCUUAUUCCUGGACCCGCAGAAUAGGUACAGGGCCCAUGUGACAGCUUUUUCAUAGCAGAAGAGCCUGGCUCCACCACAGAAACAUCCCUCCUUGGCCCAGUGACCUCCAGAAAACUCCUCAGCCCUCUGAGCAUCAGUUUACACUGGGACACUGUGUGGUUGGUCUGGUUGCUGCUCUGUGGCUGGUGCCCUGGAUUGGUCUGGAUGUCCCCAGUGGGGUCAGCUCUGACCAGUUGGGCAGCCGUUGUGCCUGGUGUGUUGGUGACCUCGUGUCUUGCCAUUGAUGGAGUUAGUGUGGAGUUCAGCCAAGUUCUGGGAGCUCAUGAGGGCAACGUGGCAGGAGGCGGCUUGGGCAGCGGCCUCCUGAGCCAGGGCAGGGCCAGACAGCCAAUCGGGUGCUCACAGCAGAGCCCUACUGUCUGCUGAGUACGGGUGGGAAGGGCUGCUUGCCAGCCGUACAUGGGCUCACAUUCUUCAAGCCAUUCGUUGAACUAUUUACUAAAUUGCUAUAUGCCAGGCACUGACCUGGGCACUGGGGAUACAGCAGUGAAGCAAUCUCCCUCCUUAGGGAACUCAGCCUAGAAACUCUGAAUGGUGACUUUCUCUCUUCUUUUUUCUUUUCUUUUCUAUUUUUUGAAUGGUGACCAUUUAGCAUGCAGUGUGCUGUGAUGGGAGGAGAAGAGGGCACUCCGCUUAGAGGGGCAGUCAGGGAAGACUUCCUGAGGGAAGGAAUGAUGAGGCUGAACCCUGAACUUGAGAAGGGGUCUCUGGUGAACACAGGCAGGGAACAGCCUGUGCUAGGGUGGAAAGUGAGGUCGGACCAGCUGGGACAGAGGGGACAGAGUGGUGUGGGGGGUGGGAAGUGGGACUGGACAGGGGGCAGGACCACAUCCCGCUGUCUGGGCCUGGUCAUCUGUGCUGCGCUGUGGAGGUGGCAUUCCACCUGGGUCCAUGGUGGCCGCCUGCGGAUUCUGAGCAGGGAAGAGACUGCUUGAGAGGAACCCUGGCUUCUGUGUCAGGUUGGAACAGGAAGGCCAAAGACAGGCUGGGGAGAGGUGAACGCGGCCUGAGUGGAGGUGUGGCAGUGGGAAUGGGGAGGGAUGGAUCUGAGAGUCAUUCAGGGCCUGACGCUGGCAGGGGUUGGUGUGGCUGGCUGAGGGGCAGAGGGAGGGAGGGCUAGAGGGCCAGGGUUGCUGGUACAGCUGUAGGGUUGGAAGGGCAGGGGGAGAGAUGGGCCCUGUGUGAGUGUGUGAGCUGGGGGUUUCUGUGUGGGGCAGAGGCAUCCACACGAAUGUUCAAGGAGAGUUGGGGAUGUGGGUCUGCAAUUCAGGAGAGAAAUAAGGGCUGGAGUUAGAGAUUUGAGGGCCAUAUACAUGGAGACAGUAUUUAAAAUCUUGGAAGUGGAGAGAAAAGGGGGCCCAGGCCCAGCCCUGAGGUGCCCAGCCCUAGUGGCCUGAGUGAAGCAAGAAUUGGAAAGAACAGGCAGCUGGAGAGGGAGGAGGAGAACCAGGGUCAUGCUGCUGAAUGGCCAAGGAAAUACGGACACAGGAGCGUCCAUUGCAUGAAAUGCUAGGGGGUCCUCUGUGGCUGCAGUGCGAGCAAUUUCAGGAAGAGUGGCCGGAAGCCACAAGUCAGAACUGGGGAGCCUGUAGGAGGGGAAGGAGAUCACUCUCAAGAAACUAGCUGCUGAGAGAGAAGCAGAGGGUUGACCAGGGUUUGAAGAGGGCAUAGGAGUCUCAGGACCCCUUUACAAAUUAAAAACUGAAGACCCCAGGAGUUGUUAUUUACACGGAACAUAACAAUUGGCAACAUUUUACUGUAUUUGAGAUUAAAAUGGAGAAGUUUAAAAUGUAUUUAUUAAAUUAAAAACAAAAAUCUAUUACAUGUUAACAUAUUUUUAAAGAAAAAUGAUUCUAUUUUCUGAAGUUUUGUAAGGAGAAUGGCAUUGUUUUGUGUUUUUAAUGUCUGGCUUGAUGAAAGCAGCUGGGUUCUCAUUUGUUUCUGCAUUCAUCUGUUGCAAAUCCACCUAUCAUAUAGUUCUGGAAAACUCCACUGUACACACUUGGAAGGAAAUGACAGCAAAAAGGCAAAU